Messenger RNA from Nannizzia gypsea CBS 118893, 1017 nucleotides. Its product is annotated as CMGC/CK2 protein kinase. Gene Ontology annotation, molecular function: protein serine/threonine kinase activity; ATP binding. Gene Ontology annotation, cellular component: cytosol; nucleus; protein kinase CK2 complex. Bases 1 to 1017 code for a protein of 338 amino acids. Lineage: Eukaryota; Fungi; Ascomycota; Eurotiomycetes; Onygenales; Arthrodermataceae. The transcript has 4 exons. The record is from RefSeq and is a predicted model, not a curated record. Gene Ontology annotation, biological process: protein phosphorylation; regulation of transcription by RNA polymerase I; DNA damage response.
AUGGCACGCGUUUACGCAGACGUGAACCAGAAGAUGCCCAAGACAUACUGGGAUUACGAUAGUGUCAAUAUAUCCUGGGGAGUCCUAGAGAAUUAUGAGGUUGUGCGGAAAAUUGGCCGAGGAAAAUAUUCAGAAGUGUUUGAAGGCGUAAACGUCGUUAACUACCAGAAAUGCGUCGUUAAAGUCCUCAAGCCGGUCAAAAAGCGGAAGAUCAAGCGAGAAAUCAAGAUUCUCCAGAACUUGUCUGGAGGUCCUAAUGUCGUCGCGUUGCUUGAUGUUGUUCGCGAUAGUCAAAGCAAGACGCCUAGCCUGGUCUUCGAAUAUGUUAAUAACACCGACUUUCGAACACUAUAUCCCCGAUUGACAGAUUACGAUGUCCGAUACUACAUAUUCGAGCUUCUCAAGGCUCUGGACUUCUGCCAUAGCAAGGGAAUAAUGCACAGGGAUGUCAAGCCGCAUAACGUCAUGAUUGACCAUGAGCGGAGAAAGUUGCGACUUAUCGAUUGGGGACUUGCAGAGUUCUACCAUCAAGGCAUGGAGUAUAAUGUCCGGGUUGCCUCCCGAUAUUUCAAAGGCCCCGAGCUCCUUGUCGACUUCCAGGAGUACGACUACUCUCUGGAUAUGUGGUCCCUCGGGGCCAUGUUUGCCUCUAUGAUAUUCAGAAAAGAGCCGUUUUUCCACGGCAGCAGCAAUGCAGACCAGUUGGUCAAGAUUGCCAAGGUACUUGGAACGGACGACCUGUUUGACUACCUCGACAAGUACAACAUUGAGUUGGACCCCCAGUAUGACGAGAUUCUCCAGCGUUAUCAACGCAGACCGUGGAACUCUUUCCUCAGUGCCGAGAAUUCGAGAUUCAUUAGCAACGAAGCCAUUGACUUCUUGGACAAGCUACUCAGAUAUGACCAUACAGCCCGUCUAACUGCUCAGGAGGCGAUGGCACACCCAUAUUUCUCCCCUGUUCGUGCUGCCGCCUCUACAAAUGCCCAAAGCAACACAGGAUCUGCCUCAAAUGCCUAA